Sabethes cyaneus is the source of this 5316-nucleotide messenger RNA. RefSeq lists its product as uncharacterized. The coding region runs from base 1 to 5316 and encodes 1771 amino acids. Gene Ontology annotation, biological process: DNA integration. The record is from RefSeq and is a predicted model, not a curated record. Gene Ontology annotation, molecular function: nucleic acid binding. NCBI's taxonomy places the organism in Eukaryota, Metazoa, Arthropoda, Insecta, Diptera, Culicidae. The transcript has a single exon.
AUGGAUACAGCAACUACGGAAAAUCUCGCUUCGAAGCGAAAGGUUAUUUAUGCGAAAGUGAAAUGGGAGUUAUCUGUCGCAGAGAACAUCCGCUGCCGGAAGCCGUCCGCUGCAGAAGUAUUGGAAAGGCGAAGUAAACUCACGGAACUUGCUAAUCAUUUCGACGCUAUUCAAACUGCGAUUGAAGAGGAAACGGCCCACUUGGAGGAUGUUGCAUCAGUUUUCAAUCAUCGGCUCCUGUUCGAUGAGGUGUACUUCCAGGUUAAAAAUAUUUAUACCCAGUAUCUAGAAGAGAAGCAGGAAAAUUCUUCGGUUCGGAGUUCCAAUUCAGAGGGAACAAGUGAUUUACGUGACGCAAUCAAAGCUCUAUUGGAGACGCAGCAGGCAGUUCUCGCACGGCAACCAGCUUUGGAAAUUCAAUCGGUGAAACACGAGCCACAUAUCAAUGUGAAGCUACCGCAGCUGAACAUUCCGGUAUUUAACGGCGAAAGGAAAAACUGGCGUUCAUUCAAGGACUUGUUCGAAGGCACGAUUCAUAAUCGCACUGAUCUGAAAGAGUCAGUUAAAAUGCAGUAUCUUUUCUCAUACAUUGACGGAGAGGCUAAAAGGAUGGUGAAUUCAUUUCCGAUUAGUGAUGCCAAUUAUCAUGAAGCUUGGGAGACAUUAAUUGCGCAUUACGACAAAAACAAAUAUACGGUGUUUGCACUCAUACGGGAAUUUCUGGAGCAACCUUCAGCAAGCAACACGAAUGGAUUGAAAAAACUAGUGAAUGUUUCUGAUGACGUCAUUCGUCAGCUCAAGGCGUUGGGCAAUGAAUACGAAACGCGUGAUCCGUGGCUCAUUCACCUGCUGCUGGAUAAGGUGGAUAAAGACACACGUUCGCUUUGGGCACAGAAAAUAAUCGACAUCGAAAACCCUUCGUUUAUGGAUUUUUUGGACUUUCUGCAGAAGCGCUGUGAUGCAUUGGAAACCUGUUCGGCUUUUGUGAAAAAAACGUCGUUUGACAUCGUGAAGAAGGAGAACCCUAGACCCAGUGGCAACGAAAGGAAACUUCAAGCUUUUCAUACUGCUGCUGCUGCUGCUACUCCGAUAUCUUGUGCAAAGUGUUCCAGCGAUCACCCAGUGUACCAGUGUGAGUCUUUUAAGGCAAUGGACGUACCAGCACGUCGACAGCUCGCACUUUCUUCAAGGCUAUGUUACAACUGUUUGCGCCCGUCACACACGGCGAAACAUUGUACAUCGAAAUCAGUUUGUCAUAUCGCACAGUGUAAGCAACGGCACCAUACCUUGCUGUGCCGAAGAGACGUCAAGCGACUGGAGCAGCAGAAUGAUGCUGUUAUCGAACCAGAGGAGCAGAAUACUGAGGAGUCUUCAAUUUCGGCUAAUGCGGCACAGGCAGUAAUUAGCAGUUCGGAACCGUCCACAUUUUCAUUGUUGCCGACGGUGGUAGCCAAUAUCAAGGGAGUGGAUGGCAAAUCAAACGAAGUGAGAAUUUUGAUUGAUUCGGGAUCUCAGGCAUCUCUUAUCACCGAGGCGUGUGUCAAACGUCUUGGACUGCAGCGGAUCAACGCUAAGGUGGAAGUUACUGGUGUUAAGGGAGAAGUAGUCGGUACUACAGCCGGCAAGGUAUCGUUGAUAGUUUCAUCGCGAUUCGACGAUAGUGAUACAAUUACAACACAAGCAUACGUAUUAGGAAAGCUGACGGCAACCCUGCCGUGCCAGCAAUUCAGCGCAUCGGAUAUGCCAUACUUGAAAGGUUUGCAACUUGCUGAUCCGCGAUUCAACAAGUCGAGCACAGUGGAUGUCAUUUUGGGUGCAGAUGUCUUCCUGUCCAUACUUCGAUCGGGGCAGGUCAAGAAUCUUAACGGUAUUCCUGUAGCACAACGUUCCAUAUUCGGAUGGAUGGUCGCAGGAAGAAUCUCUAAGCAGGAAUGUUUACACACCAAUCAUUCAGUGAUAAACGUACAUCAGGAAUUUGAUAUCGAUCGCACUCUACGGAUGUUUUGGGAAGACCAAGAGCUACGCAACAGCCAGCCUUUGACGGAGGAAGAGAAACGGGUAAUCAACCAUUUCGAAUCAACAUUCACACGUACGGAAGAAGGACGCUUUAUCGUUAAACUACCACUGGACGAUUCAAAGCAGAAGCUCGGUGAAUCUUUGACCGCUGCUGUCAAGCGCCUCAGAGCAAUGGAGCGCAGGUUUCAGAACGAUGAAAAUUUCAUGGUUAGGUACACAACGUUCAUGCAAGAGUACAUACGGCUGGGACAUAUGCAGGUAAUCCCAGAUUCGGAGAUAGCAGUCGACCAGUCAAGGUCCUGUUAUUUGCCUCACCACGGGGUCAUAAAGGAAGACAGUCUUACGACCAAAUUGCGAGUCGUAUUCGACGGAUCUUGUGUUACAUCUUCCGGAGUAUCACUCAACGAUUUGCUGCUGAGUGCGCCCAAUAUCAAUGCGGAUUUGUUUGAUGCUCUAUUGCGAUUCAGAUCGUACCCGAUUGUAUUUACGGCGGACGUCGAGAAGAUGUACCGUCAGGUAUUGGUGCAUCCUGACGAUACGGACUAUCAACGCAUUGUAUGGCGUGAUUCCCCGGACAUGCCGAUACAACAUUUUCGUUUGCUGACUGUAACAUACGGUCUGAAGAAUUCCGGAUUUUUGGCUAUGGCAGCAUUGAAAAAGGCAGCUGAAGUACACGAGAAGCAGUACCCAGAGGCAGUUGAGCGGAUCAAAAAGCACACCUACGUUGAUGAUCUGACUUCUGGAGCUGACUCUGCGCAAGAGGCGAUGGUGUUAAUCAAGCAGAUUAACGAGAUACUACAUAAUGCAGGCUUUAUUCUACGCAAAUGGAGCUCGAAUUCAGCAACGGUUCUCGACUCACUUAGUGACGUAAAUGUUAACGCUAAACCGAUCAAUUUGCCAGACGAACAGAAUUCGGUGAAAGCGCUUGGUAUACAUUGGUUGCCCGAGGAAGACGUUUUCACUUUCAAGGUGAACUUUCGAGUAGAUGGUCCUAAUACAAAGCAUCAACUGCUGUCGGACACAGCGCGACUGUUCGACCCGUUCGGAUGGUUCGCACCAGUCAUCAUUCGUGCAAAAAUUCUUUAUCAACAUUGUUGGGUAUACGAUUUGAAUUGGCACGAUCCGUUGCCCCCGUGUAUCGAGGAUGCGUGGGUAGAAAUGAAGCAAAACUUGUGGCAACUUGAACAGGUGAAAAUUCCAAGAUGGAUGGCAAACUUUCACGGUCGUAUUGAACUGCAUGGCUUCUCAGACACCUCUGAGGAAGCUUACGCUGCAGUUGUGUACAUGCGAUCAAUCGACGAAGAUGGUCGUAUUCACGUCAGCUUAAUUGCAGCUAAAACAAAGGUAGCGCCGGUGAAACAGGUAACUAUACCUCGGCUUGAACUCAACGCAGCGGAACUUUUGGCGAAGCUGAUGAAGCAGGUAGCGGAACCGCUCGAACGCUUCCAGGUUCAGCAGUAUGCCUGGACAGAUUCGACGAUAGUCCUGCAAUGGCUUAGUAACCAUCCCCGUAAAUGGAACACGUAUGUAGGGAACAGAGCAUCGACUAUUCUGGAUAUUUUACCGCGACGACACUGGGGCCAUGUUUCAACACACGAAAAUCCUGCAGAUUGUGCGUCGCGAGGAAUAAACCCUUCGGAGUUGGUCGAUCAUCCGCUUUGGUGGUCUGGACCGCAUUGGCUAGCAGCGGAUUCUUCGUCGUGGAAGCACAAUGUUCCAUCGGAAGAUUUCGACGACGGCACACUUGAGGUACGUAAACGGUUUCAAACACUCAAUACGAUGAUUAAGCUUCCAGGCACCAGCUACGAGAUUGAAAGGCAGAUUCUCGAACGCAAGUCUACUUUACAUGCCGCGUGUCGGCAACUAGCAUAUGUUAAUCGUUUCAUAACCAAUAUGAAGGCACAGCGAAGUAAGCAAUCCAAACUUUCCGGCACGAUCACACUAACCGAACUACAUGAAGCUAGACUACAAUACGCAAGGCUAGCGCAACAUGACGUUUACGCAAGAGAGAUGGAUAGCUUGAAGGGUGGUAGCGAGGUGUUUUGUAAAUCGAAGAUCAGCGACAUGUAUCCAUUUCUGGACAGUGACGGAACCAUGCGAGUUGGCGGUCGGUUGCAACAUUCGGCUCGUCCAUUUCGCAUUAUGCAUCCCGUAAUUCUACCUAAGGAACACCGCGUCACACGACUGUUAAUAGAGGAACUACACGUUCAGAACUGUCAUGCCGGCCCAUCGCUAUUGACUGCAACUAUAAACCAAUACUACUAUGUGAAGGGUUGCCAAGACGUGGUUAAGCAAGUGAUACGCAACUGUGUGAAAUGUUGCCGCUUGAAAGCGAAGACUGCUCAGCAGUUAAUGGGAAGUCUUCCAGCGGCACGUGUUACAGCAUAUCGUCCGUUCGCACACGUCGGAGUGGACUACGCCGGUCCCAUUCUGAUACGCUGCAGUAACACUCGAGGAGAGCGAUCGAUGAAGGGUUAUAUCGUGGUCUUCGUCUGCUUAUUGACUAAGGCGGUGCACCUAGAAGCAGCAGGGGACCUUACGACAGCUACGUUCUUGGGAGCGUUGAAACGGAUGAUUGCACGACGCGGAUAUUGCAACGAGAUCUGGUCUGAUAACGGUACCAACCUGGUUGGAGCUGAUCGACAACUCAGAGAAACUUACACAGCCUUGAUGUCACACGGUAAGGAUGCUGAGCGCUUUCUCAGUAGCCUCGGUAUACAAUGGAGAUUCAUUUCGCCGUCCAGUCCUCACCAGGGCGGUAUUUGGGAAGCGGCGGUGAAAAGCGCCAAGGGCUUACUUCGACCAAUCGUUGGAAAUGAGAAGCUGACCUUCGAGGAGCUGACCACUGUGCUCUGUCAGAUCGAGGCUUGCUUGAAUUCCAGGCCUCUCUGUCCGAUGUCAUCAUCGCCCGAUAACUGCGAAGCCCUCACUCCGGGGCACUUCCUCGUAGGACAACCGUUAAACCUGUUACCCGAACCAGACGUCUCGCGAGUGCAAAUGAAUCGACUCGAUCAUUGGGAGAAGGUCCAACGAUACACAAUCGAGUUUUGGAACAGAUGGCGUAACGAGUACCUGGCAACGCUGCAGUCCAGGGGCAAAUGGCGAACCAGACAGGAGAACAUCAAACCGGGUCAGCUCGUCCUGGUGAAAAGCGACAACGUGCCGCCUUCGGCUUGGGAGUUGGCCAGGGUGUCAGCAGUGCAUCCGGAUCAACAGGGGUUAGUCCGUAUCGUUACGCUGCGUCGAGGCAAGACAGAAUACCAACGCCCGGUUCAGAAGUUGUGUCCACUUCCGGAUUGA